UUUUGGCACAUCUGAUAAAAUAUUUUGUCGUUUUCACCCGCGAGCGUAUUCGUGUAAACAGGGCCAUAGUGAGAACUAGAGAGCUAUCUUGUCACUGUGUUCUCUGUGCCUUUAAGGCGUACUCUGACGUUUCUAGUAUAGUCGAAUACAAUUGGCUGGCUGACAUCCGCAUGUUUUUUUUGUAGGGAAGCAUGGCAGGAGAACCGUGGAACAGGGUAAACAUUGCUUUUCCCGGUGCGGUUUCUAGUGUCCGUAUACAUUUCAGCUCAUCUACAGAUGAACGUGUGAAAGCCCUGACUGUGGAAAAUGACAAGGUGCUUAGGCUAAUUCGGAGUGAGAUUCUUCAGACCGAGGUACGAGUUCUCUACGAGCUGCUGUACUUCCUAAGUAACAGCUCCAGAGGCAACAAGACGUUCAAAGGUUUAAAGCAGGUUGAACAAUGCAUAAACAGGCUGAAGAGCAUGAAGCUUGAUUUUGCUCUUCAGGAGCUGACCGAGCUGUGUCCCAAAAGAAUUCAAAGAGGACUGAGCAUUAAGGCUGGUGAGUGUGAUGUCCCCAGUCAACCCAUGCUGGAGUGGCUCUGUCUCAAAGUGCUUGGAGCCGCCCAGCUGAUGAUCUGCACAUUGAAUCGCUGCAGCAGAGCUUUCACACUGUCGAAGCAGCAGAUGAAAUGGGAGGAGUUUAUUAUCUUGAAUGUGGUGAUAACCAGCAUGGUCAGUCGUCUCUGGGUGAUUGCCCGUGGUAUCCUGGUCAGCCUGUCCACUCUGUAUCAGCAGCUCCUGGAGCUCCUCAGAGAAGUAACCAAUGCCCAGCCCAUGCCCUUCCUCACAGACUUCUCCCUGCCGGCAGAUAUGGCUCAGUUCCUGUCUCCUUCUGAUGCCCGUUUACUGACCAAAAAGCCAGCACGCGGUCCCCUUGCCAGAGGUCACAGGUAUAAGCAGCAGGGGAAGAAGAAAUCUUCUGUUGAAGUGAAAAACCAGGGAGAGACAAGGGAGGUUAAAGAAGACCUGGGUGUUGCUGUUGAAAGAGUUAUCAGUCUUGACACUGACAUGAAGCCUUUUCUCAAGGUUUUCAGGGACUUCUCUGAGAAAACACACAAGGCCGACAGGAAACGGAGGUUCAAGAAACAAGUGAGAGAGGCUACUACUUUCACAGACAUGGCGGCCCAUCUGGAAGAAAUGAUCCCAUGGUGCAAGUCCCAGAAGAUGGAAAAGGAAAAACGUCUUCUAAGCUUCUUGCAUUUAAAGUGCCAAAGGAUGAAAUGCUUAGAGGCAGCAGGUUACAACGUCCAGAGGAGGUUGCGGACCUUCAGACAGGAAGCUCGCUGGGCUUCAUCUCCUCACGGCUCGGUGCCGACAACCUGCCGGGCUUCUGCUGCAACCAGGAGACCUGCUCGCCUGACAACUCGUUUGCAGACGCUCAGAAGUCGAUUUAAGUCUUCAACGGGUGUGAAAAAGAAACCGCUGAAGAGACAAAGGGAGAGGACGGAGUUAUCAGAGUCCGGAGUGUCAGGGGACGACCUAAGAACCCGGACUACAAACGAGGUGACAUCAUCUCAGACCACCGACUGGGACCGCCAGGUUGACAUAGAUGAUAUAUUUGCCUCUGUAGGUUUGUGACACUUUGGAAUUGAACACAUCCAACGAAACAACUUACUGAAUGUAGCUGAGCUCAGUAUUUGAUAGAUUCCUCGGUUUUGAAAGGACAUUUGAUGGUUGGUCAUUGAAUUAAUGAAUUAAUUAAUGAAGUGCUAAACAGCAGCAGUUAAUUUGAAAGCCUGUAUUGGCUAGGCAGACUGAUCUCAUAAAGUGGCGUAUGUAUGACACUUGUUAUCGUGUCAUCAAGACGCAUAAUUGCUUUUUAUCGUGUUUAUCAACGCCGUUCGGCUGCCGUUGACCUACAUUACGUGUGAAUUAGUAUGAGUAGUAGCGUUUAGCAUGAAGGGAUGUUGGUUGGGGUGGCGGAUGGGUAAAACACAGGACUUAAAUCCAGGAGAACUGGGAUCGCGUUUUUUUAAGACUUCCCCAAUGUUUCUUUCCUAAACCCAACCGUAUUG
Perca flavescens (yellow perch) is the source of this 2056-nucleotide messenger RNA. RefSeq names its product ribonuclease MRP subunit p64 (gene rmp64). Gene Ontology annotation, cellular component: nucleus. Bases 192 to 1619 code for a protein of 475 amino acids. Gene Ontology annotation, biological process: positive regulation of Notch signaling pathway. NCBI's taxonomy places the organism in Eukaryota, Metazoa, Chordata, Actinopteri, Perciformes, Percidae. The transcript is spliced from 9 exons. The record is from RefSeq and is a predicted model, not a curated record.